UUAACAAUCGUACACUCAUCUUAAUUAAUGUUUAAUUCAAAUUGCAUAAAGCUUAGAAUAGUAAAGGAAAAAGAGCCGAUAGGCGAACUGCAAGCACGCGUUGUUGUUCUGUUCAUGGUAAAGAGCGGUUGUCAAAAUCAGCUGAUGAAAUAUUCCGAUGAUAAGAAGUUUGGGCUUGUGUUCAGUGCUGUGGUAUAAAGUUAAGUUCAAAUUUUAUUAAAAACUCGAGAUAUUUACGUUGAAAAAAGAAAUGUAUGAACCAGAUAAAGAAUUCACACAUGUGUCCAGCGAUAACACACUUACGGCAUUCAUCGAUGAGAGCAAAUCCCGAAUAAGACAAAUUUUUAAACGUCUUGAAUGGAAUUUUCAACCGGAUAUUGCCAGGGACACUGCUUUAGGGAAUCAAAAACAAAAGGACAUAAAACUGGGGAUUGACUUCGAACCGUACUUUCCUCCAAGCUGUGCUUCCGACAAUUUCAGUAUUACCGACGUUGAGGAGUUGCGAAAAGUUUUAGGCGUUCCAGACAGAGAUGUUCCUAAAAGAUUUUCAGACUUGCAAGUAAAUUUUUCACGGACGGAAAAACUAUCUCUAUACGAACAUAUUAUAGCAAACACCAAGAAAUACACAGAGCCAGAAAUAACGGUGCAAUCCCUAGGUGAGGGUUCUUUGACAUUCGCCGAAAUUGUGGCACAAAAGAAACGAGAGACCAAAAAACGUCGUCGGUAUCGGCGAAGUAAGCCAACACAUAUUGAAGAAGUUCGCGCUGUUGUAGAUCUUCAAAUGCAGUCUUUACAGCAAUAUCUCAUAGACAAGGAGUCAGAGAAGCGUAUGAACCAGUUAAUUAUAAAUGAAAAAUAUAAGCCGAGAAGUGAUAGAGAUGGUAAACCCGUACGCGAUAGCGGUGGUAGAAUUCACACACCUGUAAUAAUUCGCAAUAAACACCGAAGCAGAAGUAGAAGCAAAAGCUAUGAACGCCAAAGUCAUAAGAAAAUUAGAUAUAGAAGCCGUAGUAGGAGCGAUCAUCACAGGAGUAAGAAAUCUCGAAGAGAUCUUAGCAGCAGUAAAAGCAGAAAACAUCAAAACAGAAGCAGAAGCCCGAGUGGAAGAAAAAUACAUAAACGGCACAGUAGAAGUCGCAGCCCGCUUCAUCGAAGCAAUACAAAUAGAAAUAAACUACAUUAUCGACAAAGGGAAUAGUAUGGAAAUUAUAAGGUACCCCACCAAGUAGUAGCUGAAUCCGCGGUGACAUGAAAGUAGUUGGCAAAAGACUAUUUGAAAAUUAAAAA
Bactrocera tryoni is the source of this 1287-nucleotide messenger RNA. Its product is annotated as arginine/serine-rich coiled-coil protein 2. The coding region runs from base 251 to 1198 and encodes 315 amino acids. The transcript has 6 exons. Lineage: Eukaryota; Metazoa; Arthropoda; Insecta; Diptera; Tephritidae. The record is from RefSeq and is a predicted model, not a curated record.